This is a messenger RNA of Siniperca chuatsi (mandarin fish), 1184 nucleotides long. RefSeq lists its product as uncharacterized. Bases 16 to 561 code for a protein of 181 amino acids. NCBI's taxonomy places the organism in Eukaryota, Metazoa, Chordata, Actinopteri, Centrarchiformes, Sinipercidae. The transcript is spliced from 3 exons. The record is from RefSeq and is a predicted model, not a curated record.
AGAGAUAAGACCUUAAUGCCCUCAGACACCUUCCCCUGCCUAAACCCCCUCCUCCACCUCAUCCCCUGGUGUCCCCUCCAUCAGAGCCUCAUCUCAGCUCAUCCACUCUUUCUCUGGACUCUUGAAGACACAGUGACCCAUCAGCCAGGUGCCAUGAAGACUGCUCUCGCCCUGCUGCUGCUCAUCUCUCUGGCCUGCCACAGUGCUCUCUCCUGUUCUGUCUGUGAAGGCCACGCCCUCAAAUGUCACACAUGCGUGGCGUCCAAUGAGGAUGACUGCAACAGACAGGGUUCUACCUCCUGCCCUCAGUACGCCGACGCCUGCUCCACCAUCACAGGACCCAACACUGUGAUGAAGUCGUGCACGUACAAGGCUUUCUGCGACAAGGCUCACGGCGGCAGCUCUGGGGCCAAGAUGCAAUGUUGUUUUGGUGACGACUGUAACGGGCCCCACAGGAGCCACAGCCACGGAAAUCACCACCACAAUGGUGCAGGGGCUCUGGCCUCCAGCCCCGUCCUGCUGAUCACGGCCCUGCUGCUGCGCAUGGCCUUCAGUCAGUAAACACCUCUGCUUUUCUUCUCCUCCAGUGAUUCAUCAUCUCCUCCUUAUCUGUUUCAUCCAGUCAAUUGUGAUGUUGUCUUUCCAUCCACCCUCCUCUCUCUGUCAUUGGCCCCCUCAGAGAUUUUUAUUAUCCAAGUUUACAAAAAAGGAUUUGAGCGGCAGAGAGUUUCAAGUGGUUUAUGGUUUUUUUUUUUAAAGUAUUUCUGAUGACAGUGUUGGUGCAGUGAAGGAGUGUCCCAUAAAUAUAAGCUUCUAUUCAGCACCUUUGAUUGUGUCAUUUUUUUAUCAUCAUCAAAAACUUGAAUAGUAACCUACUUUUUUUCUAUAGUGGUAUGUUCACUUUCAGGUGAUGUAAAGCUGAGAGUUUGUGGGGAACAUAUGUGUACAAAGUGAAGUACACCUACUAAGGGUUUUGCUACAGACGGUGGGGCUCGGGUGUGGUUUUGGUAGGUGCUGGGGUGUCUCAGCAGUAGCUAGUGCACAGCUCGCUUGAUACCAUAGAACCACAUUAUUUAAGUAAUUUAACACCCCAAAUAUCAAAAUGUUUAAACACUUUUGUAAUUAGUGCAUGAAUUGUUCAUUUUUUGUGCAUGCAAGCUUGUCUGAAUAAAGAUACACUCCCA